Messenger RNA from Penicillium riverlandense, 1296 nucleotides. Its product is annotated as glutamate 5-kinase. The record is from RefSeq and is a predicted model, not a curated record. The transcript is spliced from 5 exons. Gene Ontology annotation, cellular component: cytoplasm; cytosol. Gene Ontology annotation, molecular function: ATP binding; RNA binding; glutamate 5-kinase activity. Lineage: Eukaryota; Fungi; Ascomycota; Eurotiomycetes; Eurotiales; Aspergillaceae. The coding region runs from base 1 to 1296 and encodes 431 amino acids.
AUGGCUGCCAUUGGGACAUACAACAUGUCCCCCUCCGGGCUAACUAUCGUGAUCAAGUUGGGAACGAGUUCUAUUGUCGACGAGGUUACCCAUGAGCCCAUCCUCUCGAUCCUAACAUUAAUCGUGGAGACUGUCGCCCAGUUGCGCAAGGAUGGCCACAAAGUGGUCCUGGUAUCAUCAGGCGCCAUUGGAGUCGGCCUGCGGAGGAUGGAUAUGGAGAAGAAACCCAAACACCUGCCACGGAUACAGGCUCUAGCGGCCGUUGGUCAAUGCCGGCUGAUGAGUCUGUGGGACAACCUCUUUUCGCAUCUUUGGGUCCCGGUGGCCCAGAUUCUCUUAACGCGAAAUGACAUUGCCGAUAGAUCCCAAUAUGUCAACGCACAGAAUACCUUCGAGCAGCUCUUUGAUAUGGGCGUGAUUCCUAUAGUCAACGAGAACGAUACCCUGGCCGUUUCUGAAAUCAAUUUUGGCGACAAUGAUACCCUAUCAGCCAUCACUGCUGCCAUGGUGAAAGCGGACUAUCUUUUCCUCAUGACCGACGUCGACUGUCUCUAUACUGCAAACCCGCGCACGAACCCGGAUGCAGAACCCAUUGAAGUUGUCUCAGACAUUGCUUCGCUAGAAGCCGACGUUUCGUCCGCAGGAUCGGCACUGGGAACGGGGGGCAUGAGCACCAAAAUUGUGGCUGCCAAAUUGGGGACCAGUGCUGGAGUCACGACCAUUAUAACGAAAAGCUCGAAGCCAGGGAACGUUCACGAGAUUGUGAAGUACUUGCAAACCGUUCAGCAGGAGCCUCAAGACGACGCACAGGACAUACCCAGGCCUCCUCUUCAUACUCGAUUCCUUCCUUCGGACACUCCGAUCAAAUCUCGGUCAUUCUGGCUGCUCCACGGCCUCACUCCACACGGGACUCUGUACAUCGAUCAUGGGGCAUACAAUGCACUUCAAAAUAAAGCAAACCUCCUUCCAGCCGGAGUGGUUGCUGUGGAAGGACACUUCGGGCACCAGGAAUCGGUACGGUUGGUGGUUGUUGAUCGACCUUCCGAGGAUGCUCUGAAUGGAGACUUCCCGCUCGACGGACAGGAGCUCAACGAAGUCGGUCGCGCGCUGGUCAAUUAUGGCAGCAUCGAAAUUGCACAUAUCAAGGGCCACCGGAGCUCGGAGAUCGAGUCGGUGCUUGGCUACUCGGACAGCGACUAUGUGGCAGUGCGUGAGAAUAUCUCGUUUCAUCCAGAUGACUGGCUCAGUCACUCGCCCACCCCAAUAACGCCUGCCCUGGAGGCAUGGAGCAUAUAG